AUGUGCAAAAGGCACGUAGUCAUGUGAAAGCAAUGAAUUGUUUUGACUAAAAAUCAAUUGGCAGGUAAACUUCAUUUUGUGAAUGCAUUUGUAAAUUGUAGUCAAAAUGUCCACCCCUCCCAAAUCAAAACGACAGAAAACUGGAGAAGGAGUUGUUUCAUCAUGGCCAAGGUUCUCGGAAAGAUUGGAUGAAACGGAGACGAAAGACUUCUUCAAAGAUAAGGGUUACAUUCGGGCCGAUUGUUUCAUUUCUGAGGACGAGUUAAAGGCCAUCAAGAAUGAAUUGAAACGGUACGAGAAUGAUGUCGUCCCAGACCUGCCACCUAAGAUGGCUUUCUAUGAAUCCAAAGGCGAGAAAGACUCCAUUAUUCGUCUUGAAAGAAUGCUUGAUCAUGACGAAUUCUUCAAGGAUCUCGGUGAAUCACCAGCUUUCAAUGGCCUUGCAGACCUACUUCUGAAUGAGGAAUGCAUUCCUAAUAAUGUCCAAUAUUUCUCCAAACCACCGGGCGCCAAGUGCACCCCUGCCCACCAAGAUGGAAAGUACUUCAUGCAUGAUAGAGGAAUCACCUUCUGGCUGGCAUUGGACGACGCCGAUGCUGAGAAUGGUUGUCUGUACUAUGUCCCUCAGUCUGACCGGAAGGGAGAAUUAGAACAUCGUAAGACGGAUGCUCUGGGUUUCAGUCAAGCUCUAGUUAACUAUAAAGACUGGAUGGAAGAGACCGAAGAUGAAAUGGCCGUCAAGAAAGGAAGCCUUCUUGGGCACCAUCCUUACAUGGUUCAUAGAGCCGGAGAAAACAAAUCGAAGGAAAGAUGGCGUCCAGCCCUUGGACUCACUUACUGGGCUAAGAGUGCGGUCAAUGACAAGGAACUACAGGCUAAACACGCUGCGUACAACGCAAAACUUAUGAACGAGCUUUCUGAUAAGGGACGCAUCUAGAGAAUGACUGAAAUAAUUGGAGUGAGCCCUCUUGUGAUGGAAUCUUGAAGGGGGAAGUGGUCUGGCUCCCGUUUGGUAUUCUGAGGUCUGAUAUCUACUUAUCUGUAUUGUAUACAGGGAGCAAGACUGCAGUUUAAUGAUAUCCAUAAUUAGAGUGCAGUCAAUUGAGUUUGAAGAGAAAGUAUACCUUUGGUUUUCGGAACUGCUCGAUUGUUUCAACCCUUUAUAUAUGUAGACGCAAUGAAAUAAAGCUAACAUGGAAAAUUCAAAUUCACAUGUUUCAGGUUUUUUAGAAAUUGUUGAAAAUCCUGAGCGAAUUAUGUUCACACAGAGAGAAAAGUCCCUAAACAAUCUGAGAAACAUUACUCGUGCUUCUGAGACUCAAAAAUUGUGGGGGGGGGGGGGAUAAAAAUUGCUAUCUUACCACAUCACUUUUAAGUGAAAUGUUUCUCAAAAUGUUUUAUGCUAUUUAAAGCUGCUUUUGAUUCUAUUCAGAAGUUAAUAUUGCCAUUAACUUCUAAAGUGUUAUAACUAAAGGUUUACCUUCCCUUUAAACACAGUUGAUUGGUUGUUAGUUUCUGAAUCCAUCAACAUUGAUUGUUAACUGUAAGAUUAUUACAGCAAAAUUACUUUUAGACUUUUUUUAGACUCUUAUGCAAUAUAGUAAACUGUUUUGUUUUUAUUUCCAAAAUAUUUUCAUUUACAAGAUAAGUUCUUAGAAAAGGACACAGAAAAACGAUUUUAAAAUUGUAGUCAGAGAAAUAUCACAGGAUUUGUUCAUUGUAUCACUGUACACCAUGCUCAAUAGAUGUAGUCAAUUUGCCCUGCAUAGGUUUUAUUGAUUAUGUGCAUAAUUUUGUUUUAAUUACAAAUUUGUAAAAUACUCUGUUACUUUCCUGUUGUAUUAAACAAGUAAAAUUUGUAGAAAAUCAAAAUAUUUGCCUGGACAGGCCAGUGAGAACAGACUUUUGCCAGGGAGUUGAUGGUAGCUUGCUUGCAUGCACACUGACUUGUGAUAACAUCUUGAAAGUUUUGUAGGAGAGUGGUGCCAAAGUAGUGGGCUGUCAACAUUGAUUUCUUUCUUCAAAAAAUAUUUGUUUUCAUGAAUGUCUCCUGACUAAGAAAGAAUAUUUUUUAUUAUUUUGAAGUGCAGGGUUGCUGUAAGAUAUUCAAGCACCCAUGUUGGCCUGUUGGUAAGACAGCUGCUUUAAAAUGUCAAAGGUUAUGGGUUCUAAUCCCACCAGAGUAAUAUGUUGGGGAUUUUCUUUCCACAGGAUGGAAAAAACCAAAAUUAUAGCACCAGGUCCAACAAGUUGAGGGUUCUCUAAAACAAGCCUCUUCUUUAUUAUUUUUGCAUGUGAAGUAUUUAUCAAAGAGCUUUGAAAUACUUUUUGUUUCUGGGGAGACUGUCAAUAUGGGGCUAUAUAGUUGGUAGAGCGUUGGCAUGUUAAUCCAGAGGUCACAGCCUUUAUCUCCCUUCACUCAAUUUUUCUUUGUUCAUCUUACAAUUGUCAAGUAGUUUGUAAUCAAUAAUAUUCCUGUUCUCCUUUUGAUUUAUGUUUAUUUGGGUAAAAUAUUUGAUUAUUCAGAUUUUUUGUCAAACUGUGAUAUACUUGGCCAGAUCGAGGUUUAAGCAUAGGAUGUGUCAAAAAUAAUAUUUGAAGAUAAAACAUGAAAUAUGUAUUUGUAAUUGUAAAGUUUGAACAACUUUCAAAACUUGAAACUAUACAAAAUAAAUUUUUAGCCAUUAUAUUCUAUAAUAUGAAUCUUUUGCUAAUAAAUGUUAAUAAAUGUUAAUAAAACAGUAAAUUCUAAAUUUGAUUGACUGAUAAUUUUUUGCUUGUGUACCAUGCAAUAUAUUAUAAGAAUUUCACUCAGAAUGGACAACUUAUUGAUGUGUAAAAUUUAGAAUUUUGUUUGGAAAUAUUUAGACUUCUUUUAAAAAACAAACUGCUCUGUAGGAAAUUAUCUUGACUUAUGUACUUCACUUUUAAGACAGAUUUUUACGUCAUUAAAGGCCAAUAUACAUGGUAUUAACCA
Messenger RNA from Asterias rubens (European starfish), 2977 nucleotides. Its product is annotated as phytanoyl-CoA dioxygenase-like. The transcript has 7 exons. The record is from RefSeq and is a predicted model, not a curated record. Bases 107 to 937 code for a protein of 276 amino acids. NCBI's taxonomy places the organism in Eukaryota, Metazoa, Echinodermata, Asteroidea, Forcipulatida, Asteriidae.